AUGACCACCGAAGUCGACCACACUGUUGCUGCGGCUGGCCCCUCCGAGACGGAUGCCAAGCUGCGCCAGGAAAACCAGGCGGCGUUCUCGCGCGACCUCGAAUUCGUCUCAUCGCUCGCCAAUCCGUUCUACCUCAACCACCUUGCGCUGUCGGGCGUGCUGGCAUCGGCCGCGUUUCUGCGCUAUCUCAAGCAUCUCGACUACUUCCGUCAUCCGCGCUACGUCAAGUACCUCCAGUACCCGCAUGCGCUCCACAUGCUCGACCUGCUGCAGAGCGAGCCCGACUUCCGCCUCGCCUGCCGGGAUCCGGCGUUCGUCGGCGAGGUCAUGGCAAAGCAGGUGGCGCACUGGGCAACGUGGCGCGAUCCAGACGCCAAUGCUGCCGAUGAACCACCAGAAUCCAACCCGCCCACAACAGAGUCCGCCUAG
Moesziomyces antarcticus is the source of this 429-nucleotide messenger RNA. Its product is annotated as soh1 family protein. Gene Ontology annotation, molecular function: transcription coregulator activity. Gene Ontology annotation, biological process: regulation of transcription by RNA polymerase II. Gene Ontology annotation, cellular component: mediator complex; core mediator complex. Bases 1 to 429 code for a protein of 142 amino acids. NCBI's taxonomy places the organism in Eukaryota, Fungi, Basidiomycota, Ustilaginomycetes, Ustilaginales, Ustilaginaceae. The transcript has a single exon. The record is from RefSeq and is a predicted model, not a curated record.